AUGCUAUCUUGUACGGUGUCGGCGAUCAUGUCAACGAUCUUGUACAUGAUGAUUGGCUUCGUCCCGGAUGAGCACAUUCGCGAGUGGGCGCAAGGCAUCUCCUGGAUUGUUGAAGCUCCAACGUUUAGCUUCAUCGCGGGCGUAGUUGCCUGGGCCCUGGAUAUCCUCCUCCAAGGUGCCCUGCAUGUGCAGGGCAGGUGCUCUGCUUUUUCACGGAUCUAG
Molecule: messenger RNA, 222 nt
Organism: Symbiodinium sp. CCMP2592
Lineage: Eukaryota; Dinophyceae; Suessiales; Symbiodiniaceae
Source: the annotation of a GenBank genome assembly